AUGGAAGGGAGCUCCGAGGAUGAGGAUUCCGAUGCGUCGGAGAAGUCGGCGGAGUCGAAGGAGGAGAAGCCCGAUGGUCGUGAGAACGGUGGUGACGCGAGGCUGGUCCAGGUUGGAUCGGAGACUAGAGACGAGUUGGUUCUCAACGCGAGUAAAUUCCAUCAAAAGUUGGGCCAAGUGGCUUCGCAAGUUUACGGUUCCUCGAGCAUUCGCCCUCCUGAAGGGGUGGAUUUGGAUGAGCUGUUGAGGAAGCUUGAAGGGCCGGAAGAGUGUGGAGAGGAUGUACAUCGAUGUGUUGAAGCUGUGGGGCAAUGGGCGGAGGAGGUUGAGCGGUUGCUGAAGACAGAGAAGGAACAUGCGGCGGCCAUUGGGCCUCACCCGAUGGCGGAGAUCCUCUUUUGGAGGGACCGGAGUGAGAGGCUGUCGAGCUUGUUCGAGCAACUGCAACUUGGACGCUGCCAGAAGGUAAUUGAGAUUGUGGAGAAAUAUCUGGUCGCUGGAUCCAGAACAGGGGAGAUGGAGUCGGCUGGCAGAGCAUUCAGAUGGUUUAAAGAGGAGCAAUCGGCAUUGCACAAGUUGCAUGUGGAAGCCAAGGACAAUGUGAGGUUCCUGAUGACUUUGGAGCGGCAUCUGAAGAAGUUGACUAAUGGUGGUAUGGCUGAGAUUGCCGAGAUGCUGCCGAAUUUGAUGAAUGCUCUCAGGAUGGUGUGGGUUGUCAGCAGGUAA
Perkinsus marinus ATCC 50983 is the source of this 726-nucleotide messenger RNA. RefSeq lists its product as hypothetical. The transcript is spliced from 5 exons. The record is from RefSeq and is a predicted model, not a curated record. The coding region runs from base 1 to 726 and encodes 241 amino acids. Lineage: Eukaryota; Perkinsozoa; Perkinsida; Perkinsidae.